Messenger RNA from Cordyceps militaris CM01, 1953 nucleotides. RefSeq names its product glucoamylase I precursor. Gene Ontology annotation, biological process: polysaccharide catabolic process. Bases 1 to 1953 code for a protein of 650 amino acids. Gene Ontology annotation, cellular component: fungal-type vacuole. Gene Ontology annotation, molecular function: starch binding; glucan 1,4-alpha-glucosidase activity. The record is from RefSeq and is a predicted model, not a curated record. The transcript has 3 exons. NCBI's taxonomy places the organism in Eukaryota, Fungi, Ascomycota, Sordariomycetes, Hypocreales, Cordycipitaceae.
AUGGAUGGCCGUGCAUUAUCAUCAUUCUGGAAUACUUCUUCCGUCUCCUUUGCACAGCCCAUCAUGCAUGGUCUCGGUAGUGUUCUGUUGCUCGGCACCCUUGCGGCCCAAAAAGUGCUAGGCCUGCCUGGCACCAGCACCCAAUGUAUUCAGAGGCGCAACAUCGACAGCUUCGUUUCUUCCGAAGGACCCAUUGCGCUCCAGAAGCUGCUCUGCAACAUUGGCUCGGACGGCUGCGAAGCGCAGUCGGCGGCCCCGGGCGCCGUGGCGGCGUCACCCAGCACGAGCAACCCCAAUUACUGGUACACAUGGACACGAGACAGCGCCUUGGUGUUCAAGUGCCUCGUGGACCGAUUCACCCAUUCAUAUGAUAGCAACCUGCAAACGCUCAUCCAAGACUACAUUGCAGCCCAAGCCAAGCUGCAGGGCGUUUCCAACCCGUCAGGCUCCCUGUCCGACGGCGCCGGCCUGGCCGAGCCCAAGUUCAACGUUGACCUUUCUGCCUUUACCGGCCCGUGGGGACGACCGCAGCGGGACGGUCCGGCGCUGCGGGCGAUUGCCAUGAUUUCGUAUGCGCACUGGCUCAUUGACAAUGGAUAUAUAGACACGGCUAGCGACAUUGUCUGGCCCGUCGUGCAAAACGACCUCAACUACGUCGCGCAGUACUGGAACCAGACUGGCUUUGACCUGUGGGAGGAAGUUAACGGCAGCUCCUUUUUCACCGUCGCAAGCCAGCACCGAUCUCUGGUCGAGGGCGGCAGUCUGGCCGCCAAGCUGAGCAAGGACGGCUCGGUGUACAGUCAAGUGGCACCUCAAAUUCUUUGCUUCUUGCAGACGUUCUGGGUGUCCUCUAGCGGAUACAUCAAUUCGAACAUCAACCAAAACAAUGGCCGCACGGGCAAAGACGUCAACUCGAUUCUGACAUCGAUUCAUAACUUUGAUGCCGCGCUCGGAUGCGACACCAGCACGUUUCAGCCGUGCAGCGACAAGGCGCUCUCGAACCACAAGGUUGUUGUGGACUCGUUCCGAUUCUACAGCAUUAACAAGGGCAUCUCGGAGGGCAAGGGUGUGGCUAUUGGUAGGUACUCAGAAGAUGUGUACUACAAUGGUAACCCUUGGUAUCUGGCGACCAUGGCUGCAGCUGAGCAGCUUUACGAUGCGCUGCACAUUUGGAAGCAGCAGGGGUCCAUUACUGUGACGAGAACGUCGCAGGCCUUCUUUGGUGAUUUUGUGCCCAACAUUGCCCCAGGCACAUACUCUAGCGACUCGAGCACAUUUGCUACCGUUGUGCAGGCCGUCAUGUCGUAUGCAGAUGAGUUUGUGGCCAUUGUUGCCAAGUACACGCCGUCGAGCGGUGCAUUGGCUGAGCAGUUUGACAAGAACAAUGGCUCUCCGCUGUCGGCCCGCGACCUGACCUGGUCCUACGCAUCGCUUCUCACAGCCAUUGACCGCCGCGCCGGCAUCAUCCCGCCGCCCUGGGCCAGCGACGGCGCCAACCAGAUACCUGGAUCCUGCGCUGGCAAGACGGUUGCAGGCAGUUACACGUCGGCGACAGCAACGUCGUUCCCCGCGAACCAAACGCCGAAGACGGGUGUUCCACCAACGUCGACGGCGCCCGCGCAGCCGACGUGCACCCCCGCGAUGUCAGUGGCCGUCACAUUCCGCGAGACGGUGACGACGCAGCUUGGGCAGACCAUCAAGAUUGUGGGCAACACGGCAGAGCUCGGCAACUGGGACACUAGCCGGGCGGUGGCGCUCGAGGCGAGCGAGUACACGGCGGACAACAACGUGUGGAAGGGGACGGUGACGCUGCCGGCUGGCAAGGCGAUCGAGUACAAGUUUGUAAAUGUGCAGGCGGACGGGACGGUUGUGUGGGAGGCGGAUCCGAACCACAGCUACACGGUGCCCAAGACGUGCGCGACGACGGCGUCGAGGGCGGACACCUGGCAGUGA